AUGAGCAAAUUACGCCUUUCGAAGUCGACCGCCGACGAAAUGGCCCUGUUGCUUGCUAUCGACGUAAAACCACAAGAAAUAGCUCGUAGAUUUCGAUGCCACUGCUCAACGGUAUACCGAAUCCAGGAGAAUAUCAAUACGUUUGGAGAGGCACGCCCUGCGCCUGUGGCACACCUCGGUCCACCUCGAAAAAUCACUCCGGAGGCGCUUGAGGGCCUCCUCGAUUGGCUGCUAGAAAAUGGCUCAGAGAAGAAGCUCUCUUAUCUAGACGAAAUGGUGGCAUUUCUAGAUGAAGAGUAUGAUAUAGACGUAUCGAAAUCCACCGUCUCUCGAGCGUUGGCAAAGGAGAAGAUCACGCAGAAAGCUGUUAGUAUUUAUAUAUCAACUUGCUCGAAUCGGACUCACUUUGUAAAGCUGUUGAACGUUAAGCUGCUGAGCGAGAUGAGGACUUACGAGACUAUUAUAGAGCUCAAAUAUGCGAAAUUCGUGCUGAGGAGGCUAUAUUCGUCGACGAAUCGGCUGCGCACAAGCGCACAAAAGACUGUAAAAGAGGUUGGUCUUCACGCGGCGUACCCUGUAGAGUAA
Molecule: messenger RNA, 585 nt
Organism: Endocarpon pusillum Z07020
Lineage: Eukaryota; Fungi; Ascomycota; Eurotiomycetes; Verrucariales; Verrucariaceae
Exons: 2
Coding region: 1-585 (194 amino acids)
Source: RefSeq, a predicted model, not a curated record